Molecule: messenger RNA, 1755 nt
Organism: Saccostrea cuccullata (small rock oyster)
Lineage: Eukaryota; Metazoa; Mollusca; Bivalvia; Ostreida; Ostreidae
Exons: 7
Coding region: 142-1587 (481 amino acids)
Source: RefSeq, a predicted model, not a curated record
CAUUUUUUGUCUAUGUCAAUUUCAGAGAAUCGAAGCACCUGGACUCCUGAUGCGAUCUAACCAAUGACAUUGAGUUUUGCCGAUCUUGAGACUGAGACAAUUUGCUUGACAAAAUGAAAAGUUCCAAUUAUUAAGUUAAAGAUGUUAAUAUAUAAACAAUACAUUUACACGGUGCUGAUGAUUUUACCAUUUAAUUUACUGGACAUUGAGGGUGCUUCUCAAACUGACUAUAAACACGUGGAUUGUCGAUAUCACUUUCACUAUCACCCCUUGUCUUGGAUGGAAGCGUAUAACGUUUGUGAAGGCAAUAACCAAACAUUGUUAAAACUGGAUAAUGCAGCUGAACACACGCUUUUCAGUUCACUUGCCCGUUCCAGAAUUAACGUGAUACUGUCAUCAACCGUAGAAUCCAUGUGGAUCGGACUAAGUGCCACCUCCAAGGAUGGAAAUAUGUAUCAUGUAUGGCCAGAUUGUACACAAAUGACUUCUAGUGUAGGAUUUAAUCCUUGGCCGAAUCUUGUAGAGGCCCAGAAAGAGGGAUGUGUGAUGUUAAAUCCUUCAUUAAAUUCCUACUCAGUAAGAGAUUGUUCUAGUUCAUUUGAGUAUGUCUGCGAAGAAACAACUACAGAUCCAGCUCAAUGUUUUUAUCCAAUGACAGACGCAAAUGUUAAACAAUUCUUUCAAGUAAAAGACAUUCACCAAAUAGAUGAGUCCUCUUGCGCCCAGUUAUGCCAUUCAGUUUCCCAUUGCGCAGGCGUAAUGGGGAACUCUGCCACUUGCUCAAUAUUCACUACUCUAACAAAUGCAUACGCCACACCAGGUCGUGGAAUCGUAUAUGCUCAUACUUUAAUAAACUGGAGUCAGUACUCAACUCUAAAAUCUACUGUUCCACCUGCGGAGAUAUGUAGUAUGUCAUUCCCCACCGAUAUCACAAUGGCGUCCAGUGCAAUUUCCUACUCGUCAUCAGAAUAUUUGUUCUCGUCAGUGCUAAAUGUUGAUACAACAGGAUCAAUUAUUUCGCAUACUUCAACAGAAAUGUCCAUAUCAUCACUAUCAGUUGUCCCAGUGUCGUCAUCUGAAACUCUUUAUCCUUCAUCAGAAUCUAUUUUUUCAACAAUCUUAGGUGUUGAUUCAUCAACACCACCACUGGAACCAAGUAUAACUUCACAAAUGUCAUCAGAUUCGUCCAUAUCAAGCACUCCUGCUUUGCAAACUUCAGUAGAAUCAAUAUUUUCUUCCCCAGAUAUUCUUGCCUCGUCAUCUUCCUAUUGUAAUUGUCCGUGUAGGACGGUACACAAUAUAACGUACACACCCGAGGAGCUCCAAAAGAAAUUAGAACAAAUGAAAGCAGAACUGACAAUUGAAGCAAAGGAAACCAGUAAAUACAAAAGAACACUUAUCAGUGUACCAGACCAUCGGCCCUCGGCCCGCGGUAUUGGGAGCGUGGGAAUUCUUAUUUUAUGUACUAUUAUUAUCCUGCUUGUGGCAUUUGAUUUCCCACGUGCUGCCCACCAUACUCUGAUAAUCGUCAAAUGUGCAAAAGAAAAACUUAACACAAAAACAAGUAACCAUAGCACAGAUUUAUAAUUUUAUUAUACUUCUCUUGCAAUGUUACAACAUUUACAUGUAUUUUGAAAACAAGGCUAUAUGACAUUGGUAGAAUAUUUAUAAUAAUUAUAUCUUCACUUUAAAUUCUCUUUUCGUCAUUUCCUCCACAAUUUUUACCUGUAAUUUCUUGGAAUGAUCUUUUUUAUG